AUGGAGAGCCUUUCUUCCCUCAUUACGCCGGCAGUGCUCAAACAAAUGGCAUACGCUAGGGUUCCCUACCCAAAAGACAAGCCAAUUGACUUCAAUACGGCGGGAGAGGAGAUAUUCAACGACGAAUACUUGGUGAACAACACCCGCGAUAUUGUAUGGCCUGUUCUUGUCGCCCUGAGUAAGCUUGGUCUAUCCAACGUGCCCGACCUGUUCUCGUUCCUCCCCGCGCCCGCGGAUCCAGAGUUUCCGCAGCAAUGCUUUGGCCUCGUGGUUCUUCUCGAUCAAGGCCCGCGUUUAUUUUGCAACGGAAUCGACGCUCGAUGGGUUGGCUAUUUUGAUAAACUAUCGGAACGCCUGAACGAUGCAUGGCGUGCUUUACCAGCUCAUCAGCGACCAGAUUCAUGGGCUCGCUGGCGCGAUGAAGUGGGCGCAGGCAUCGAUCACUGGGCUGUAGCUCGACUCUUUUUCACAGCACCUCUGGCCCACGGCGAAGUGCUUGCCUACCAGGAGAUUGCUGUGAACUCGAACGAGCAUCUCCGGGAACUCAUCGAGACUCAUACUGGCGAAAAAGAUUCCAACCGCGCCAAACGAGAGGAGCUCUUGAGCGACCCUCUUGGAUUCUUCAAGAAUCUGGCUGCUGGGCCUCCGAAAGGCGGAGACAUCACAUUGCAGAGAUGGACAUUCUGGCUCAUGAUGAUGAUGGAUUCACACUAUCCGAUCAUUAAAAAGUUUGGACGGAAGCCUUAUAAGAACGCAAUUGAAGGGAGGGACAGCACGGCAGAGGAGGUCAAGUGGCUAGAGGAGGUCAAUCAUGCCGGAGAAGCUUCCCCCGAGGUUGCGAAACUUGUUAGAGAAGACAUUGAAGCCGGUAGAUGGACCCCGUUGGGCGAUCAUCCUCGGGAUGCUUAG
Molecule: messenger RNA, 909 nt
Organism: Trichoderma gamsii
Lineage: Eukaryota; Fungi; Ascomycota; Sordariomycetes; Hypocreales; Hypocreaceae
Exons: 1
Coding region: 1-909 (302 amino acids)
Molecular function (GO): protein binding
Source: RefSeq, a predicted model, not a curated record